Linderina pennispora is the source of this 856-nucleotide messenger RNA. Its product is annotated as DnaJ-domain-containing protein. Lineage: Eukaryota; Fungi; Kickxellomycota; Kickxellomycetes; Kickxellales; Kickxellaceae. The transcript has a single exon. Gene Ontology annotation, cellular component: cytoplasm. The record is from RefSeq and is a predicted model, not a curated record. The coding region runs from base 66 to 446 and encodes 126 amino acids.
CUCUUACCGCUUUACAGCCUGCACGUUAACAGCACUCCCACUUUUUGCCUCGCUAUAAAAUAAUAAUGGAUGAUUUAGAUUUUUACGACAUCCUCGAGUGUGCCCCACACUCCUCGCUUGCUGACAUCCAUACACAGUACUACAAGCUGGCCAAACGACACCAUCCGGACAAGACCGAGAAAUCCGCGCUCUGGGAGAAGAUCCGCGCAGCCCACGAGGUUCUAGGCGACGAAAAGCAGCGCGCGCUGUACGACCGCUGGCGCGCCAGCAGGGUGCCGGUGCCGUUUGAGAAAUACAGACAGACGGCGCAGGCACAUGCGGUGCACUGGAGCUUCAGUGGCCAGCGCGCAAUCUCCGAUAGCAGCGCCCGCCAGUGGUGGGAGUGGCGCGAGCAGGGGAACCGCGUGCCGGAUCUGUAUGAGCGGUUCCGCAACUACGAGAUAUGAGGUUUGCGUUGCCCGUAAUAGCUUUACUGGGCGGCGGUCUGCGGAUAAUUUUUGCGUGUGAAUAGUAGUUAUUUAGGAGGCGUAAUGCUAAAUUCCACUCAGUAUGCCACUUUCGUUUGAUCAGAUACUCGAGGACUUGAAGGGAGGCGAGCCCGAUAUGAAGAGCAUCAGGGAGCUCGGUGCUAGACAUGUGGAGGCGGUGGGCAAGGAAGUGCUCGCGGGCCCGGCGCUCAGCACUGCAUGCAUGCAGAACCUCGAUGCGCUGGUCACUACCGUCCACCAGGUCCGGGCCUCCCACCCACAGGUGCAGGAUGCACAGGCGCGGAUCGGCGACAUACUGGCCGACGCCCAAGAGCUCAGCUACCAUAUCUCCGAGUGAAUGAAAAUAAAUAUUAUCUCAAUGGUCUAAG